GCUUCUUCUAUGACCCCUGUCUUACCCCAACUCCUGAUGAUAUGUUUCGUAUCUCCUUGUCCAUUCAUUCUCUAUACUACACUAUCAAACCAUUCCUUCUUAGUUUCAGGAAACCCACCAUUAGCAUAUCACCCGAGUACCGUUACCCAAGAUCCUCAAACUCACGCCAGCACAUUUGCAUGCCCAGCUUGCCCAGAACACCAGACGCCUCCCAUCCCGGAAUGACACUCACUCUAUCGUCCAACAACACCCCGUGCCCAAGAAAUAACGGGGUGUCCCGAAACCCCCAAACCGUGAAGUUGGACGUACUACUGGGUCGUUCAAUCUCAUCGCAUAACCAAGCAACUGCCCUGGCAGCCGGGUCGUACAUAACAACGUGAUCAGGUACUUCGCCAUAUGCCUCAUCCUCCCUAUCGAACGGGCCAACCCC
Molecule: messenger RNA, 430 nt
Organism: Pseudomassariella vexata
Lineage: Eukaryota; Fungi; Ascomycota; Sordariomycetes; Amphisphaeriales; Pseudomassariaceae
Exons: 1
Coding region: 42-380 (112 amino acids)
Source: RefSeq, a predicted model, not a curated record